AUGGCCCACAGCAUUGGUCCUGAACUAUAUCUUUAUUCUCCAAGAAUUCCUGAUCACAGAUGUUUCAUGCCUAGGACUUUGGAAAGGACAGAGCGAGCCCAGAGGAGGGGCAGAGGAGCCGGGGCACGCAGCCCGACGUUUGGGCAGCACCCGGGCCGAGCUGAACAGGUUAAAGCAGCUCCCCCUCUCCUGCUCUCCACGCCUCCCAGGUUUUCCCCCUUGGCUCAGGGUUUCCUGUUUCAGUUCUUGGUGAUCUCCAGCAGCAGGUGCUGGUUUGCCAACUCUCCCGCUUUGAGGACAAGGAAAGGAGAGAAGGGGAAGAGGAGGAAACAGCGGCGGCCGCUGCUGAGGGAAGAGAGGGAGAAAGAGAGAGGAGGGGGAGGGAGGGAGAGCAGCGGGGCAGAAACCUCCGCCUUGCUCCGCGCGCCCAGGAGCAGGGGGCCAGAGAGGGGCGCGGGCGGAACCCCGGGGACUCUGCUGGGAGCGGAGCUGGGCGGCGGCGGCGGCCCGGGAGGAUGUGAGGGACAGGCGCCGGCCGAGCGGAGCCCAGCGCAGCGGCGCGGAGGCCGAGCGGCGGCGGAGGCAGGGCGCGGGCAGAGCGGACGAGCCGGACGUGUUGUCGGGCUGCAAGAAUACAGGGCAGGUUAUCUCCAGGAACACAGGAAAAACAGCAAAGUGGAGUCAAGUACAUGCAGCAGCUUCAUGGGCUUGAAGGAUCACUUGGGGCAUGACCUAGGCCACCUUUAUGUGGAGAGCACUGACACACACAUAAGUGCUAUUGUACCUUGGUCAAUGGUGGAGAAACCAACGAUGGAUAAAGUUAACUCUAGAAAGGAAGAUGCAGAAAAGGUGGUAUCUGAAGAUAUUGGAAGCUCCAGUUGUGAUUCGGAAGAAAACACAAAUUCUGAUAAUGAUUCAGAACAAUUGGGUAGCAUUGCAGUAGAGCCAUGCUUGUUAACUAAGACUCAUAGACAGCUACGUAGGUCUCCCUGUUUAGAGCCUCACAUAUUCAAAUGCAACGAAAUCUUGCAAGACUUAAAAACAGAGGAGACACAGAUAACGCCUAAGGAAGUGAAGAAGCCCCCUGAUGUGGUGAAAGAAUACCAAGCCAAACUGGAAUUUGCACUUAAGUUGGGUUAUUCUGAAGAACAGGUUCAGCUUGUGCUAAAUAAACUUGGUACUGAUGCUUUAAUCAAUGAUAUCUUAGGAGAACUGGUCAAACUUGGAAAUAAAAGUGAAACUGAUCCAACUGUUAGUACAAUUAACAGCAGCAUAAUUAGAGAAACAUCUUCCCUAGAAUCUCAGAGAUCUGACUCCCCACUUCAGGAGAUCAUGACAGAUGAUGGUGAGAAUCUGAGACCAGUAGUUAUUGACGGCAGCAAUGUGGCAAUGAGCCAUGGGAAUAAAGAAGUAUUUUCCUGCCGUGGAAUAAAAUUGGCUGUUGAUUGGUUUUUGGAAAGAGGCCACAAAGAUAUUACAGUGUUUGUUCCUGCUUGGAGAAAAGAGCAGUCAAGACCUGAUGCUCUCAUCACAGAUCAAGAAAUUUUACGUAAGUUGGAGAAGGAGAAAAUUUUGGUGUUCACUCCAUCCCGACGUGUUCAGGGAAGAAGAGUAGUAUGUUAUGAUGACAGAUUCAUUGUAAAAUUGGCUUUUGAGUCUGAUGGUAUCAUUGUGUCCAAUGAUAACUACAGGGAUCUGGCUAAUGAAAAGCCAGAAUGGAAGAAGUUUAUAGAUGAGCGGUUGCUGAUGUAUUCCUUUGUUAAUGACAAGUUCAUGCCCCCUGAUGAUCCUCUUGGCCGGCAUGGCCCAAGCUUGGACAACUUUCUAAGGAAAAAGCCUAUUGUUCCAGAACAUAAGAAACAGCCAUGUCCCUAUGGAAAGAAAUGUACCUAUGGACACAAGUGCAAAUACUACCAUCCUGAGAGGGGAAGUCAGCCACAGAGAUCAGUAGCUGAUGAACUUCGUGCCAUGUCUAGAAAUACAGCAGCCAAAACUGCAAAUGAAGGAGGAUUAGUGAAAAGCAAUAGUGUUCCUUGUAGCACUAAAACUGAUAGCACUUCUGAUGUCAAACGGGCUGCUCCAAAGAGGCAAUCAGAUCCUAGCAUAAGAACUCAAGUCUAUCAAGACUUAGAGGAAAAGCUUCCCACCAAAAACAAAUUGGAAACCAGGUCUGUUCCUUCUUUAGUUAGUAUACCAUCUUCCUCUGCUGCAAAACCCCAAAGUACUACGCCUUUAAGCAAUGGCCUUCCGUCUGGAGUUCAUUUCUCACCUCAGGAUCAAAGACCCCAGGGUCAGUAUCCUCCGAUGAUGAUGGCAACCAAAAAUCAUGGAACGCCAAUGCCUUAUGAACAGUAUCCAAAAUGUGAUUCACCUGUUGACAUUGGAUAUUAUUCCAUGUUGAAUGCAUACUCAAAUCUUAGUGUCUCUGGCCCCAGGAGUCCUGAAAGGCGUUUCUCCUUAGACACAGAUUACAGAAUCAGUUCUGUAGCCUCUGACUGCAGUAGUGAAGGGAGCAUGAGUUGUGGGAGCAGUGAUUCCUAUGUGGGGUACAAUGACAGGUCUUAUGUUAGUUCUCCUGACCCACAACUGGAGGAGAGCUUAAAGUGUCAACACAUGCACCCACACAGCCGCCUUAAUUCCCAGCCCUUUCUACAAACUUUCCAUGAUCCCUUAACUAGAGUGCAAAGUUACAGUCAUGAAGAACCAAAGCAUCAUCAUAAGCCUCCCGUUCCAUACAUGGCUGUGCAUUUGCAGCAUCCAGCUGUGGGGGCUCGGUCCAGUUGCCCUGGCGAUUAUCCCUCUCCUCAGAAUUCAGCACACUCUAAGACACUACACCUGGGGAGAUCUUUAGUGUCCACACGGAUAGACAGUAUUUCAGAUUCUCGGCUCUAUGACAGUUCUCCUUCUAGACAAAGAAAGCCUUAUUCCCGCCAAGAGGGGCCGGGGACCUGGGAGAGGCAGAAUUAUGGCAUUGAUGCAUAUGGCUACCGUCAGACGUACUCGUUGCCUGAUAACGCCACCCAGCCAUGCUAUGAGCCAUUUACUUUCCAAAGCUUACCUGAGCAGCAGGACCAGACGUGGCGGGCACCUUUCUGUGGCCUGCCGCAAGAUGCUCCGAGAUACCAGGACAGCCGAGAAAAGGUGUACGUCAACCUGUGCAACAUUUUCCCAUCCGACCUUGUGAGAGUUGUCAUGAAAAGAAACCCACACAUGACCGAUGCUCAGCAACUUGCUGCAGCUAUUUUAGUGGAGAAAUCACAGCUGGGUUAUUGAGCAAUGACGCAUCUUCGUGGUGUUUAGUCGUUGUUUGUUCAGCUCAGAUGCUGAGGGAGGUUUGCUACAGUAGCAUUUGUGAUCUCCUUCUCAGCAAGGAGGUUCUCUAGUAAUCCCUUUAUGUGAAAUCCUGUAUCAUGGUAUCUGUAUGUAUAGCCCCAUGCAUUGGAAGUAUCACGGGAUUCUUUUACCUUCAAACUUGACUUUUUUUUAAUGUUUCCUUUUUUUAAAACUAUAUUCACAACUGGAAAUUUUUCCAGGUUGGUUUGAUAGAUGUAUCUGUGAUCUUUGAUAAUAAUUUUUGGUGCAUCAGGGGUUUAUAUGCAGCACUUUUUAAUCCUUGUUUUAUGUUUAAUUAAUUGGGUCUUUGCCUAUCAUUUGCAAGAAAUUACAAUACUUUCAGAAAGUUGAGCGCAUUUGACUAGAUUAGCAUACUUUUGUCAAGCCAGGCUUAAUUUGAGUCUUUUACAGCUUUUUAAAAUUAUUUUUAUUUGGGGGAAGUGGGCUUUUUUGUGCUAGAAUCAUUAUUUAUAGAAAACAAAGAUAUUAUACAGCACUGACUUUAUCUUUUUAAACAAAAUGUAAGUUACCAGUUUUUAUUGAAAUGGGUAACAGUAUAUUAGAGUGAUUUACAAUACAUGGCACUUUUUAUUGUUUUGUUUUUGUUUUUAUUUUGUUUUCUAUUAGUUAAAUAGUUGAUUUAAUAUGAUUGAUUUAGAGGACAGCAGAUGCAAUCAAUGGAAAACAAAUUAGUUUCCAUUCCUUAUGGAUAAGGCAAAAGCCUAAAAAGUCUCGAUUUAGAUCUGUAUCAUUAUCCAGCUCUUUGUGCUUCUAAACAAUAGAAAUGGAAUUGAAAUCCUAGAUUUCCAUUAAGCUCUUGUUUUAUGUGUGUCUGCCUCUUUGUACUGGCACACAGGAAUACUGGAUAAAACACCCUUUCACAAUAUUUACCUAUUUUUAAAUGAAUCUAAUUAUUCUCAAUGCAACUUUUAUAUUUAAUGUACUGUUCAGUUUUCUUGCUGUUUAUCAAGGCUGGCCUGAGAUGGUUUUAUGCAUUGAGGAUAUGCAAAAUUUAUUGAUACUGCACUAUAGGGAUGGUGGUGGAGGAAAUGUAAAUGGUAACUUAAGUUUUUUUGUAAGAUACUGUAUAUUUUCUUGAAGGUAGUUUUUUGGCCUGUUAUAUUAUUAGGGCCUGAUUCUUGCCACAAUAGAGUAGUUUUAGAAACAGACUAAAGUCUGUUCUAGUAUUAGUAAGGGAUAUUUCUGGUUUAAAAGUCAUGGGUUUUGCUAGCUCCAUUUUCAUGGGUUAGAAAAUAGGUUUUGCAUUUGGCAGUAGACAGUUGAUUGACAUAGCUUGGGCUAUUGCCUACGUUGUAGAAUUCUGCAUAGUAUAAUGGGAUUAUUCAGGUCAGUCGGCUUUGAGACAGUUCCAUAGUUCGUGAUUUACUGUUGAUUAUUCUACUUGCUGCAGUAUGGAGUGAAACCCUGAAAAACCAGAAAGUACCUUUUACUGUUGAUACAAAUUGUAUCUUUUUAACUAUAAGAACCAUUUUUAUUUGUAGAUGUAGUUAAAACACAAAUGCGUAACUAUGAUUAGACUUUUGGGCAACAUUUUAUCCCUUAUUUAAUUUUUUUUAAAAAGAAAAGUAGAAUUGAGAUCUAGAAUAGGGUAGAAAAAUAAAAGAAACAAUUUGUUUAGGUAAUUUAAAAUGUCUGUCUCAAUUUUAUAUGAUAUAUAAGUAUCUAUUAAAGUCACUCUAUUGGCAUUUUUCUUUCUCCUAAAACUUAUCUAGUGUGAACGUAAUGAAAAAUAAAGGUAAAAUGCUGCCUGAAAAUAACGCCCAAGCACCUUUGACUAGGAUGACAUUUUCCCUACUUAUGUGACACUGUGUGUUGCAUGGAGUAGGAUUUGGGUAUACUGUAAAUGCUUCUCCAAGGCAUUGUGCUUAUUGACAUAGCCAAUAAUCUGAACCGUGUUCAGCAAACCUAAUUCAGGAACGUGUUCUUCUAUACAGCUUUUACUGUUGUUUUUGAGGGUGGGAUCUGCAUUCAUCUGUAUUCAGUAAUAACAUAGGUGAUGCUACAUGAACUCUCCUGAGUGGUGUCUGGGAGACACCUUCUGCACUUGUGGAAAUAUUUAUCCUUGAAUUUGUCGGUCACUAUCUGUAGAACAUGUUUUAAUGUAGAGGCUAAUUCAGUGCCAAUAACAGGGUUAUGUAUGUAGAUGGCUUUUAUCGUAGUUGUAUGGGUGUUUUUUUUUUUAAUGAAACCACACUUUUUAAAUACUACACCAUAGUGUAGGUAUGGCUAGCAUAGUGUAGCAGUGAUUUUAUUUGUAUUUUCUGUUUCCAUCGCUCUUCAUUUUAAUUAUAUGUCUGUCUGCCAAACUAUCCCAGAUUGCUUUGAAUACCGUCUAAAGUGAAAGAUAUAUAGACGUAUAUCAAUCACAUUUUCAUUGUGGUUUUCUGAUGUUUUAACAGAUUGCAUAUUAAUGGCUACUUUAGUUUGACCUCAUGGUUGAAACUAUAAGAAAGCAGUAGGAUAGCCUACAACAGUGUCAUGCAAUGAACAGAUCUGGACUACCCGUGCUGAAUUCUUCAAUAACAACUAAUUGUGAAUAAGUUGCAGUAUUCUCCUGUCAAGUGGAGCAUUUCAUUUUGUAUUGAAGCAUCAGAGUUACUUUGCAGGGUGUAAGGACAAGGGUUAUUUGGCAAUAUUUAGUUAUUGUCAGUUCUUAAUUAUCUAAAAGAUGAGGGGGAGGUAGUUCAUGAAUAAAUAAGAUUAACACCUAACUCAAAGAUUCUCCCCACCACAUUUUCAAGUGAAUUAAUUAGAAGCAAACUGAAGUAAGAUAUUUCACAUUCUCUCACUUUCCCUGUCAUAACCUUCAAUGGAGUAUCCCAGAAGUCCUUGUACGGGUUUCAAGCUGUAAUAGCUAGGAUUUCUGGAACACCUUGUCGUGAGGUGCUAACAUGAGUAGUGAAAUGGCCCACAGGUUCACCAUGAGGGGAAAGGAGAAGUUACAGUGGUCAGUCAUACCCUGAAUAAUUGAGAAUUGACUGUAUCGUGCAAUGAUGUGCUAGUUCAUAGUCUUUGUUUUAGUAUGGAGGAAGUGCCCAGACCAUAUCGAUUGGCCUGAGUAUUUCCUCAUUUUUAGUGUAUGCUGUGUGCAGUAUCAUUUUUAUGAUCUCGGAAUCCUGAUGGAGUUCAUUGUAGAUCUCAAACAUUUGAAGAAGAGACGCACCUGUACAAAAUGUUCAGUACUUGUAGAAUCUCGAGCUGUGUGUUUUUAUGUAAAUUCAUUAAUGAAAAAUUAUAAUAUAACUAAAAGAAGUGUGAGUACAGAUAAUAUAUAUGACAUAUAUAUAUAUAUAUACACACAUAUAUAUUCUAAAAUUAAAGGAGGGAGAAUUUACUAUUGAUUGCCAAAAUUUGCUCUGAUUGAGCUAUGUGGCUUUAGGUGACCAAGCUUGAUGAUGAGAUUUAUGGCCACAGUUGAAAGGAGAACAACACUUCUGAUUUUGUUCCCAGUAUUUAUAGAGAAUUAUUUUGAUAAUUUUAGCAGAACUGUAAUUUUAAAACAAAGAAUGCUUAAAAUUUUAGCAAUUAUAAA
Phascolarctos cinereus (koala) is the source of this 6886-nucleotide messenger RNA. It is a transcript of the gene ZC3H12C, whose product is annotated as zinc finger CCCH-type containing 12C. Lineage: Eukaryota; Metazoa; Chordata; Mammalia; Diprotodontia; Phascolarctidae. Gene Ontology annotation, molecular function: mRNA binding; RNA endonuclease activity; metal ion binding. Gene Ontology annotation, cellular component: nucleus; cytoplasmic ribonucleoprotein granule. The record is from RefSeq and is a predicted model, not a curated record.